AUGGGUUAUGUUUUGACCAUCGUAUUUUGUUUUCCUCUCUUCUAUCUCUUCUGUAUUCUCCUCAACUUUCUUGAAAAAAGAAGGCAUCAAAACUGUUACAUACUCGAUUACCAGCUCUACAAACCUUCCGAUGACAGGAAACUAAGCACUGAGUUUUCCGGCGACAUUAUCAAGAGGAACACGAACUUGGGUCUUAACGAGUAUAAGUUCCUUCUGAAAGCCAUCGUAAGUUCCGGCAUUGGAGAAGAAACCUACGCCCCAAAAAUGAUGUUUGAAGGACGUGAAGAAAACCCUACUCAUGAUGAUGCGAUCGACGAGAUGGAAGAGAUUUUCAUAGAUAGUAUCGGAAAACUCCUCGAGCGUACCGGCGUUCAGCCGGAUAGUAUCGAUGUUCUGGUGGUCAACGUCUCGAUGUUGACCUGCAUGCCGUCGUUAUCCGCCCGAAUCGUGAAUCGAUACAAAAUGAGACAUGAUGUGAAAACGUACAAUUUGUCCGGGAUGGGGUGUAGUGCGAGUUUAAUCUCGAUAAAUCUCGUUCAAAGUAUUUUUAAGUCGAAGAGAAAUCAAUUGGCGAUGGUGUUGACAUCGGAAUGUUUAACUCCGAACUGGUAUUCCGGUAACGACAGGUCCAUGUUCAAGCUCAAGGUUUUGGUUCGAACCCACCAUGGUUCUAAAGAUGAAGCUUAUGGUUGCUGUUUACAAACCGAAGAUGCUCAAGGUCGAGUCGGGUUUCACCUCGGUAAAACCCUACCAAAAACAGCCACCCGAGCCUUCGUCGAUAACCUAAAAGAAAUCGCACCAAAGAUCCUCCCACUCCGUGAACUUCUCCGUUUCGCCGCCCUAUCAUUUGCCCGGAAAACUCUCCAAAACAUCUUCGGAAAGUCAUUCUACGCGACUCGACCCAUGAUCAACUUCAAAACCGGCAUAGACCAUUUCUGUCUGCACACCGGAGGUAAAGCCGUGAUCGACGCCGUCGCUCAGAGCCUGAACCUCAGCCAAUUUGACAUAGAACCAGCACGUAUGACACUCCACCGGUUCGGAAACACGUCGGCGAGUAGUCUCUGGUAUGUUCUCGGCUACAUGGAGACGAAGAAGAGGCUGAAGAAAGGUGAUAAACUGUUCAUGAUCAGUUUCGGAGCCGGGUUCAAGUGCAACAGUUGCUUAUGGGAAGUGGUGCGAGAUCUUGAAGGUGAAGGGAAUGUAUGGAAAGACUGUAACAUCGAAAGCUACCCACCGCUGACCUUAGAGAACCCUUUCAUGGCGAAAUACGGUUGGCUUCACGACGUCGACGACAUCUCAACGCUCAACAUUCAAGAAUGA
Molecule: messenger RNA, 1320 nt
Organism: Lactuca saligna
Lineage: Eukaryota; Viridiplantae; Streptophyta; Magnoliopsida; Asterales; Asteraceae
Source: the annotation of a GenBank genome assembly